Episyrphus balteatus (marmalade hoverfly) is the source of this 434-nucleotide messenger RNA. RefSeq lists its product as uncharacterized. The record is from RefSeq and is a predicted model, not a curated record. Lineage: Eukaryota; Metazoa; Arthropoda; Insecta; Diptera; Syrphidae. The transcript is spliced from 2 exons. The coding region runs from base 86 to 415 and encodes 109 amino acids.
UGUUUCAAAUAGUAUUCAGUCUUGCAUUAGCAUAUUUUGAAGUAUAUUCAAAUCACAGCUUAUAUCAAUACAAUAUUAAAGCACAAUGUCUUUCAAAACUUUAAUCUUCUUUGGACUUUUGGCUGUAGCUCUAGGAUUCACUCUUCCUGGAGACAAUACUCUGGUUGUCAAUGAUUCAGAAUGGGUUUAUGGAGAUGUAGUUCCAGUAGCUGAUGAUGUUGUUCUUGUUAGAAAAGCCCGAUCACCUCAGGGAACAUUGACAGGUGCUUUUGAACACACUCCUGAAGAAGGCUCAAGUGCAAAUGUAUACUAUAACCAACAACUCGCCAAAAAUUUGGAAUUGUUCGGAGGAGCUGGAAGGAAUUUCAGAUAUAAUGAAAAUCAUGCACAUGCUGGCUUGAGAUAUACAUACUAAGUAAAAAUUAUAAUGAGAA